This is a messenger RNA of Selaginella moellendorffii, 2792 nucleotides long. Its product is annotated as serine/threonine-protein kinase D6PKL2. The transcript is spliced from 2 exons. NCBI's taxonomy places the organism in Eukaryota, Viridiplantae, Streptophyta, Lycopodiopsida, Selaginellales, Selaginellaceae. The record is from RefSeq and is a predicted model, not a curated record. Gene Ontology annotation, cellular component: plasma membrane; nucleus; cytoplasm. Bases 589 to 2268 code for a protein of 559 amino acids. Gene Ontology annotation, molecular function: protein serine/threonine kinase activity; ATP binding. Gene Ontology annotation, biological process: protein phosphorylation.
UCCUCUGAGAGAGCAAAGAGAGCGCUAGGUCAUUCUUCCUGUGUUUGUAGCGUUCUAGCCGAGGAUCCAAAGCGCCUCUUUCUCAGUUUCUCCGCCGCGCUAGCGUGUGCUUGCCAAGAUCUGUGCCGGGAAGGGGGCGGUGGGGCAAAUUUCGUGGCAGAUCUCUGCGGAAUUCGAGCGGCGCGCCUCGGCUUUUCCAUGGCGCAACAAUUUCUUCGAGGAAAUCCGGAUCCACAGGCAAGCUGCUACUGGUCUUCCCUGCAUUCUCCAUAGCGCGGUCUGCCCGAGCUCCAACCAGCGCCAUCACUGUUGCAUCGGGCGGAGUAAAGAUUGGCGCCCGCGCGGCCGAAAUAUUUCUUUUUCCCUCUCUCGAUUUCUUGCCUAGCGCGGCGCUCGAGGAAGCAACACAAUGCAUGCUAGGUCCCAGGCGGCAGCAGCAGCGCACUCCUCUUUCUCGAAGCUGGAAACAUCAGGUCUUGUCGCUGCCGGGGAGCCCUUGGCAGGAUUUCUCGGCCUCUAGGCACGGCAAUUCCAGGUAGCUCUCGCUCUGAUCUAGAUUUCUGGGUUCCUGGGCCUUGUAGCGCUAGAAUGGGGACUCUGGACACGGCCAAGCAGCCAAACUGGGAGCACCAGGGCGACAGCAAUAGCAGCACUAGCACUAGCACUAGCAGCAGCAUAGACAUGAGCGUCAAGACUAGUUUGAGUAGCAGCACAGUCACUGGGGGGAGCAGCAGCACCGAUAACAGUGGCAAGAUCAGCGAUGGCACCAGCAGCGAUGUCAAGUGUAGUGGUGGGAAGAUCAGUGGUCGAGGAGGAGGAGGAGGAGGGGGCGCUCUCGCUGAGAGCGCCAAGAGCAGCCUUAGCCGGGGAAGCAAUAGCAGCGAUGUGAGCGACGAGAGUAGCUGUAGCAGCUUUAGCAGCAGCGCCAAUAAGCCCCACAAGGCCAACGACAAGAGAUGGGAGGCGAUCCAGUCGGUGAGAAUGCGGGAUGGGAGCUUGGGUCUCAGCCACUUCCGGCUCUUGAAGAGGCUCGGGUGUGGAGAUAUCGGCAGCGUCUACUUGGCAGAGCUGCGGAGCACAAGCUGCCACUUUGCGAUGAAGGUGAUGGACAAAGCGUCGCUGGCGAGCCGGAAGAAGCUGCUCAGGGCCCAGACCGAGAAGGAGAUCUUACAGUCGCUAGAUCAUCCCUUCCUCCCCACGCUCUACACCCAUUUCGAGACGGACAAGUUCUCCUGCCUGGUGAUGGAGUUUUGCAUGGGUGGUGAUCUUCACACACUGAGGCAGCGGCAACCGGGCAAGCAUUUCACCGAGCAAGCUGCCAAGUUCUAUGCGUCCGAGGUGCUCCUGUCGCUCGAGUACCUCCACAUGUUGGGCGUCGUCUACAGAGAUCUCAAGCCGGAGAAUGUGCUCGUGAGAGAGGACGGGCACAUCAUGCUGUCCGACUUCGACUUGUCACUCCGGUGUGUCGUGAGCCCGACGCUGGUGAAGUCGUCCAUGGAUGGAGAUAAACGGGGGCCGGCCUACUGCAUACAACCGGCGUGCGUGCAGCCAUCGUGCAUCCAACCGGCAUGCGUCGUGCAACCAUCGUGCUUGCUCCCGCGGUUCCUCUCCAAGGCCAAGUCGAAGAAGAGCCGGAAGCCCAGGAACGACGUCGGCAACCAGGUGUCUCCACUCCCGGAGCUGGUCGCAGAGCCAACAGGAGCAAGGUCCAUGUCCUUCGUCGGGACUCACGAGUACCUGGCCCCCGAGAUCAUCAAGGGCGAAGGCCACGGCAGUGCCGUGGACUGGUGGACGUUCGGCAUCUUCCUCUACGAGCUCCUCCACGGCAAGACGCCGUUCAAAGGCUCGGGCAACCGGGCCACGCUCUUCAACGUGGUCGGCCAGCCGCUCAAGUUCCCGGAGACGUCCCACGUCAGCUUCGCGGCGAGGGACUUGAUCCGCGGGCUGCUCGUCAAGGACCCGCAGCACCGGCUGGCGUCCAAGCGCGGCGCCACCGAGAUCAAGCAGCACCCCUUCUUCGAAGGCGUCAACUGGGCUCUCAUACGGUCGACUGUACCGCCGGAGAUCCCCAAGCCGUUUGAGCCAGAGCCGGUGCUUCCGAGCAGGGUAGCACCACCGCCGCCACCUCCGCCGCCGCUGAGCUCUACUACCACGCAACACUCGCUGGAGAAGAGGCCGGUGACUCCGGCCAGUGCUCCUCCAGCGGUAACUCCUGUUGGUGGCGAGGCAAACGGGUCAGGCUCGUAUCUGGACUUCGAUUUCUUUUGAGCUUUUGGAGUGGGUAGUGGCUGAGCGAGCAGCAGCAGCAGCAGUGGCGGCAGUAGCACAGCAAAUGUGUGGGUGUGGAGGGACUGGCGGAUAUCGACACGGGGCAGGACAAAAAGGAGCUACAGGGAAGGAAAUGCGUUUCUUCUUUCGGUACUUACAAACCUUUCCAGCUAUGGAGGACUGGAGGACAGUGAGAAGACGAAGAAGAAGGAGAAGAAGAAGAAGAAAGGAGAAGAAAACGAAAGGGGGAGAAGGAAGAACUUCACUGUCGGGGGAUUGGAACAAAUUUUCGACAAGCGAUCUUCAACAGCAACAAAACAAAAGCAGCAGCAAUUCAGAGGCCGGAGGACUUACCCAACAAGGAAAGCAGGGAAAGAACAAAACGGAGAGGAGAGAAAAACUCGAGAUCAACAAUUUCUGGGGAAGAAUUGGAAUUUGACAGGUGAGGAGAAGUAGUCACUGUAGCUAUCCUUUGUGUUCUUUUAAUACUAGCCACUCUUGUAUUGAAAUAUUUCUCUUUUUUC